Molecule: messenger RNA, 8431 nt
Organism: Etheostoma cragini (Arkansas darter)
Lineage: Eukaryota; Metazoa; Chordata; Actinopteri; Perciformes; Percidae
Gene: nfat5a
Product: nuclear factor of activated T cells 5a
Exons: 13
Coding region: 243-4388 (1381 amino acids)
Biological process (GO): calcineurin-NFAT signaling cascade; cytokine production; regulation of transcription by RNA polymerase II
Cellular component (GO): transcription regulator complex
Molecular function (GO): DNA-binding transcription factor activity, RNA polymerase II-specific; RNA polymerase II cis-regulatory region sequence-specific DNA binding; transcription factor binding
Source: RefSeq, a predicted model, not a curated record
GUCUCAACGUAGCACGAAAUAUGUCUCCUCUCAGCAAAGACGCACACACUAACGGGAGACGUGCUAGUUAACGGUUUUUUUGAUAUUGAAAGUUUUGUUUUGUCGACUUAAGAUUGUUUCGAUGUUAUACUCUGUAUAUUAAAACAUUCCGCUUGUAAAACGCAAUAUUUAUUGUCCAAGAGCUGCCGACUUCGUUUCUACUAAAGAGUGUCCGCUUCCCCUCCCCUCGAUGAAGCGCUGCGAUGCCCUCUGAUUUUAUAUCCCUCUUUAGCUCGGAUCUCGACCUCAAUUCCCCCAAAUCUCUAUACUCGAAAGAGUCGGUAUAUGACCUCCUCCCCAAAGAGCUCCAGCUCCAUCCGUCGUCCACCCAGACAGACCCACCCACCAUGAGCCAGAAGAGUGGGGGAGAGGCGGGCCCUCCCCCCUCUGCAGCCUUGGCCUCAGAUGCCAUCUCCUCCACCUCCACCUCCAGCCCCUCUGCCUCUUCCUCCCUGACCAUGGGAGUCCCAUCCACUGGCUCUACUUCAUCCUCAGAGCAUCUUAAGAUUCCCCAGCAUCUCCACUCCACCGGAGGGGAUGGAGCUGGAGCUUCAGAGAUUCAAGGUAGGGACGGUGCUGUAUCUGCCCUCAGCAGAGGAGCAAGCACUGCAACAGGAGACAUGGGAUCAGAAGUGUUGUCAGGGCUAGGAGUCCAGCAACCUCAAAACACCCCAUCAAAACGGAGGCCUGUGUUAAGCAUAUCCCCGCCACCUGAGGAUCUAUUUGAUGACAGCCAGAUGUCUUGCCAAGACGAGCCUGCCAUACCUGGUCCAACAGGUCCAGAUUCAGAGCAUAGCAGCAGCAUGUGGGCUGAUGACUCCGUCUCCAACUUCAGCUUGAUCAGUUCCGUCUCCUACAAUGACAACACAGAGGUGCCGCGCAAGUCGAGGAAACGCACCCCUCGCCAACGGCCUGGGCCCAAGCCUGCUCCUCCGGAGGACAGCAUGGAUGUGUUUGAUGCUGACAGCGCCAAGGGCCCUCACUUUGUCCUCUCCCAGCUGGGCACAGACAAGACCAGUCCCAUAGCAAGCUCUCUUGAGUCAGGCACCGCAGUGAAGGGUGGGACACUGUCUUCUCAGUUCCCCCAGAGGAGUGAUGGAAAAGAGCUAAAGAUCUUGGUGCAGCCAGAGACCCAGCACAGAGCUCGCUAUCUGACCGAGGGCAGCAGAGGUUCUGUAAAGGACCGCACGCAGCAGGGAUUCCCCACUGUCAAGUUGGAAGGCGUGAGUGAACCAGUUGUGCUGCAGGUGUUUGUUGCGAAUGAUGCAGGCAGAGUAAAGCCUCAUGGUUUCUACCAGGCAUGCAGAGUUACAGGGCGCAACACCACUGCUUGCAAGGAGGUGGACAUAGAGGGCACCACUGUUAUUGAAAUCCCUCUGGAGCCGAGCAAUGACAUGACACUUGCGGUGGACCGUGUGGGAAUUUUAAAGCUGCGUAAUGCAGAUGUGGAGGCCCGUAUUGGUGUGGCAGGGUCCAAGAAGAAGAGCACACGUGCCAGGCUGGCCUUCAGGGUCAACAUCCCCCAACCUGAUGGAUCAGCCCUUACUCUACAGGUUGCUUCAUCACCCAUCCUCUGCACCCAGCCAGCAGGGGUGCCAGAGAUCCUGAAGAAGAGUCUUCACAGCUGCUCAGUGAGAGGAGGAGAAGAAGUUUUUAUCAUCGGGAAGAACUUUCUCAAAGGAACCAAAGUUAUUUUUCAGGAGAAUAUUGCAGAUGAUAAUUCCUGGCACGCUGAGGCAAAGAUUGACAUGGACCUUUUCCAUCAGAACCAUUUGAUAGUGACAGUCCCUCCGUUCCACAACCAGUCAGUCACUUCUCCCAUUUCUGUGGGAAUAUUCGUGAUGACCAAUGCUGGUAGAUCACAUGAUGCCCAGCCCUUCACCUACACUCCAGACUCAGCUGAUAACUCAAAUGUCCAGACAGUAAAAACAGAGGGACCCUCUCUGGUCAAGACAUGUAUAUUUGAUGGCCAGAUCAAAUCUGUAUCUCCUGAGCAAACUGACAGCUCUGCGCCGCCUUCCAAACGGCAAGAGGACACACCAAUGGAAGUGUCUAGCAAUCCAUCACCGACGGAUGUCUUUAAGCCGUCCCCUGACCCUCUUGUUGCGGUGCAGCAGACGUUGGAGGUCUGCUCUAGUCCUCAUCCAGGUGGAGAUUCCUUUCAGAGCCCAAUGCCUCUACAACCUGAAGAUGUGGAGCUUCCCCAGGCGCACCCUGUCUUUCCCAGCCUAGAGUCUCUCAGCACCAUACAAAAGCAAGACAUUGCCCCCACAACCUCCUUCCCAGUGCCAGGCGAUACUACAAUCCCCCCUGUGACACCAGAGGUCCCUCAACAAUUCCUCAGGGACCCUCAGGACAGCACACCUCCUGAGAGCUCCAAUAAUAGUGGAGGGGUUGUAGUUGUGGCCAUGUCCCAGAUAGCGACUCCCUCUCAGCCCCAACCACAACAGUCCCAGGUUCCCUUGUUCCCCCAGGAAGGGGUGGCCCAGCUGGAGAGGGCAGUUAGGGAGCUACAGGCUGGAGGUAGCACCACGUUUCAACAGGUGUUGGAGGCGGCUGUAGCCCAGCAGCAGCUAAACUCAGUGCUGUACAGCCCCUCCCCCUCUGCAGACUCCCUUCAGCAGCAUGUCCAGGAGAACAUGAAUAGCCUUAGAUUGGGAACCACAGAUAAUUCAUUAUCAACCCAGCAACAGCUACAGAUACAACAGCAACAUCAGAUGCAACAGCAACAACAGAUACAACAGCAACAACAGAUACAACAGCAACAACAGAUACAACAGCAACAACAACAACAACAACAGCAGCAGCAGCAGCAAAAUCAAGUGUUGAGCAACUUACAACUGCAAGAGCAGCAGGUGUUGGAGAAUCUACAGCAGUGCCUUCAGGCUGAGUUGCUUCAGCCCCAGAUUCACUCCUCCCCCCAAGGACAGCAGCCAGUGUCCAUCCUUCAACAGGCUGGAGAGCUGCUCACCAUUCAGACCAGCUUCCCAACACAGCCCCCAUCCCACACAUCUCCCCCACAGCAGCUCUUUCAAUCGCCCAGGCCCUUGGCUGAGACUCAGGGCUCUCAACAGCAGGUCCAGGCUGCCCUGCUCCAGAAUACGCUGACUGUUCUGACAAGUGGCAGUCUCAACUCAGAGCAGCAGCCUACUGGUUCAACACUCUACCUGUCACCAAACCCUCAGCCCCACCAACAGCAACAACAGCUGGCAUUCAUCUCCUCCAUGGAGACAUCUAACAGCCAGCCCCGGUCUGUUGCUAUGUUUCAGAACCAACCCCAAGCUCAGCUUUCCCAAAUGCAGCAACAGAGCACCCCAAUGGAGCAGCAGCAGUCUCCACAGCAGAACCAACAACAGCCGACGCAGCUUUCAAUGGGCCAGCAGGGCUCCUUGUUUCAAAGUAUCCCAAACCACUCACAGCCUAACCCUGUCCCCCAGAACCAGCUUUCCCAACCCCAGCAGACAGGUCUCCUCCUCUGCACCACAGAUCUUAAUCCCCAGGCUAUUCCCCCAACAAUUCUUUUUAGCACCCAGACCCAAGGCCCUUCCCCUCUGGGGAGCAUUAGCGUUGGAAUCCCCCAGCCAGACACAGCAGAGCCCAUGUCCUUCCAAGACCAGAGCUCCUCAGGCAGCAACUCGACAUCCACUGAGAACCAACAGCAGAGCCUGUACCAGGAACAGCAGCCAAUGCAAGUGGGCCUGAGUUCCAGCAGCGUCCCUAGCAGUCAACCUGUGGAGCUGUUCUUGCCACAGACAUCUCUCUCCAGCCUGCAGAGCAGUAUUGGCUCACAGGACCUGAACAACCAGGCUCCAGCCCCUGGCACAACCAUCUUUGUUGUACAGGGUGGUGUGGGUGUGGUAGCCAACCCUGGCCAGCAGCCCCCGGAGCAGCUUUUCCAGACAACUGUGGGUGGGAAUGUGGCUCCACAAGGACAGGCCAACCUGUUUGUGUUUGGCAUCCAGAAUGACGCUCCCCAGCUCCUCAACUCCUCUGGACCCACGCUGCAAGCUCAGGGCCAGCCCCAGAACUCCAGCCACAUGCAGCCUCUGUUGGACCAGCCUAUGGCCCAAGCUUCCCCCACCAUGCACAGCAGCUUACAGAACACCCUUCAGGCACAAAUGCAGUCCAGCUUAGAGAACGCCAUGCAAAGCAGUCUACAGAAUGCAAUGCAGACAAACACGCAAACAGCUCUGCAGUCCACUUUACAGGCAACCAUAGAAACAAGCCUGCCAACUCCGAUGCAGACCAAUAUGCAGAGCAGCUUACAGAAUCAAUUGCAGGCAUCAAUAUCUGCAUCGUCCAACAUGGAUAAAAUUGAGGACCUAUUGGAAAGCCUACAGAAGCAGUGAUACAUUUUAGAACUAUUUUGGAACUAAGGAGAGUGAGUGAUAUGUAGCUGAGAGUUGUACAUUCUUACAUAAAUUAACAGAACGGUGGUGUGUGGUGUUUUUUGCCAAUGCCACAAAAUGUAGAAAAAAUUGAAUAUUUAAGAAUGAAUGCCCCUUUUACCUAAAACCCAAAUUAUAAGCUCAUGUAACUCCGCUUUUAUAGAAUAGUUAUAGCCUUCAUACAUCCAUUGUCCUUGAAUCAAAUAAUUCACCUUUGUUAUUACCCCUCUUGCAGGAACAGAGAGGCCUGUAAUAACUGCUUUAUCCAUCAGUCUCAGAAAUGCAGUGUUUUCUUGUUAGUGUUUUAAUAAUCUGAGCCUAAGAGAUGAUAAUGAGGAAAAAAAACUACCAGGUGUGGUGAAAAAAAACUGGAAAGGGAUAAAGAAUGUCAGCAACAGGGAAAUAGGUGAAUACGUAUGUGAUGGAGAUGAGUCUUUAAGAGCAGGCAGCGUAGAUAAAACAGCCAGUCAUGGAGUGAAUAUCAGAUUGCACAGAAGUGUCAGAUAUAGGCUGAAUCUCAUUUGUGUGAGUGUGUAAACUCCAAGCUUUCCUUUCAGUGUUUUUGUCCAUCAUGUGGAAAUUGGGGCUAUUACCUGGCAUGAAGACAGGGAUGAAAUAUCCCCACUCAAUUUAAACUGUUGACAUGGAUAAUGUAAGAUGUUUUUUUAAAUUAAUUAAACAAUGUCUUUGAAUAUGUCAACAAUUUGACUAAAAUCUACUCUAAGAGUAAAGACUACUAAAUUAAGUACAUUUGUAGAAUGUUUUGCCUUAAUAUUUGCUGGCCUGACUGGAGUAGGCACCUGAGCAGACCGCCGGGAUGAGGAGAAUUUAAAUAUUGAUCAACUUUACAAAAAUUAACUCACUCACCAAAAGGGGUAUAAAUACAUUCUGGUAUUGCAGAAAGAAGAGGGACUCCUAAUCACUCCCAAAUGAGAUUCACCCUGGUGAAUAAUGUGACUUGGCCUUUUGUUUUGGCACCGCCCAGUGUUUUCGUAGGUUUAGGCCUCAUUAAGGUGUUUGCAAAAGCUUUCUUGCUUACAUUUAAAGAAGCAUUCAAUUAUGUAGUGUGUGUGUGUAUCUUUUUAUGUUUUUGAAUAAGUUGUAAAUUUUUACCAAUUUAAUGUGGAUAGAAAGAAACUUUCCACUGGUGAAAAUGGAGUGUUGUGUGGUUUUAUAAACAUUUUAUCUCAAGCACUUUAUAACCUCUAGCUAAUCCUUAUAUCCGUCUACAGCUCUCUACUGACCCAGCUGAAUUUGUACUCGGAAACGUCCAGUUAAAAAAACAGAAAAAAAACUCACAGCAGUUGUCUUUGUGAAGGUAAAUACAUCUUAACCUAGCAUUUCUACAUCGUCUCAUGUCUGAAUAUUUUUGAGGUUUAUGGCAACGUUGUACAGAAUGUCUACUCACUGUUGAAUUCCUCUUUGUAUUCAGUCUCAGUGGUCCAGUCAAGUCUGUCUAAACAAACAGCCAUUCCCACAAAAGCAUUGUCAUUUGUCAGUGUUGGAGUGGUAAGUAGGCCUUUGUGUUUUACACACUGACAAAACACCUAAAAUUCAAUUAAUUUAGUUUGUGCAUUGAAAUGAAGGAUUUUUUCAUCGUAUUGCUAUUUUUGCUAUUACUGUACAAUCUGUCACUUAAGACUGUUUUACCUUGUAAUGUUUAGAUAUUUAAGUUUUUGUCUCAGUGUUGGUACCGUGUGCAGGCCGGCACAAAAUGAAGUUGGCAUCCAGUACCCGUCCCCUGUGUUGUGAACAGGGGAUCACUGGUAAAUGAAAUCUCUGUUACAUAGAGGCCGCCAUUUUGAUUCUUAUCUAUGGUGCUAUGUGCAGGAGUGAUGGGCACUUCUGAUGUGAUGUUAGUACAUAACAGUUCAUACUUAUAUCAAUAGCACUGACAUUGUUGUUUGAAGCAGAGUUGAGUCUAGAGAGCUGGCUGUUGUGGGGUCAGACUGGAGUGCACCCAGACAUACCAAAGCUCCUUUUGUGAAACGUCGUCAACCUGUCUCAUACUUUUCCUCGCAAAGGCCCUCGUAAUGUUUACUCAUUUGUACUCAUUUAAAUUGUGCAGCUCUUACAUGGAUAGUAAUUCCGCACGUUUUAAGUACAAGAUGUAUAAAAGAUAUGUAAAGGUACUUUGCUUCAUGGAUCAGUUAAACUCAUUAACAUUUCCACCAAUUUGAUACAUUACAUGACUCUAUUUUUUGAUGCAAAAUAACACUGCUGUACUUUCCAUAUCUACAACAGUAGCCAAUUUAGCAUUAUCAAAUAGAUACUCUUUUGAGAAGAAUUCAAAUGUUAGAGUAGUAUUACAUUUUCAGUCAUACUAUUUUGUCCUGCAGCUGUUAGUGAUCCAUUUUAAAGUAACUUAUCUUUUUUAGAAUUUUGUAUCCAUGUAUCAAAAUGUAGAGUAUUUUUGUAAAACUAAACUUUUUGUUCAUGCUUACAGCACAGAAUAUCAUUGCUGGUAUGUUUUCCUGAAAUGAAGCGCAGGUUUAUUAUAGGACGGAAAUUAGAAAUGUAAUUAUGUGGACAUCAAGCAAAUAUGUUAGAACUAAAUUCUACUGUUCUAACACUGACUUUACCCAACCUGUAUAACAUAAUACAUGGGCUAGGUAUUUCUUGUGUUUGUUUUAUUUUAAUUUCAUGCAUCUCAAAUGGCACUUUGACUCAUCCAUUAACUGUAGAUCAGGUUAGAGCGCAGUAGUGAUGUUUCCAAGCAUUCCAUUCCUCUUUGGGAGUUUAAGAGCACAUGAUGUUGCAGAAAAAUUGCGGAACAGUAAUGCCUCUUAAAGCCAUACCAACACAGAAAGCCAACCUGUGACUUCAGUUUCAUGAAUGUAAAUGUUACCUCAUGGUGUGGACAUAGAGCUUGCUCUACAUCUAACAUCGGACCAAUUACAGUUGUAGAGAAACAUAUUUUGAGGCACAGAGGGUGGGUGGGGUGGCAGCAGCAGCAGCAGCAACAGCAACUGUCAUUUGUAUUACUGUACAUUUGUCAGAUUGUUUUGUCUUGGAUUUUGGUGUAAUUUCAUGUUUCUUCACAUCCAGUUUCAUUUUGAGCAAUCCAGGAUGCUCAGUCUGACUCUUCGAAUAGCCACUUUCACCUGAAAAACCGUGAAACAUUAAUUUAAUGGCGGUGGAGAUAGCACACAAAUCUUAACAAAAUAUCAGUUUUGUCCUUAAGUCAUGUAAAUUAAUAUCCAUGUAUAUUAAAUGUGAAAUAUACUGCAGGGGUAUCUUGAACUUCAAUAGUGAUGCUUUCAACAGAACUUUGUGUGCCUUGAUAACUUAACUGUUACUCUGCUGUGUUUCCCUUUUGUGUCAUUGCUAUUUGGCUCCUUUUGUCCUUUUUAUUCUCUAGGACUGUUUUAACAUCGGGACACUUUUCAGUGAUUGCAUUUUUAUUUCUAAACAAGCAUAACCAUAGCCCAUAUAGACAAGAUUUAUUUAAGUUUGAACAUUUUCUCUUUAGAAAUCCAUUGCAGGAUAUCAGAGUGAGUACUCUCAACAUAAUAUUGUGCAACUUCACCAGUGAAUUGUCAACUUGUUUGUGACUUUCUGUUGAAAAUGUUUUCAUGCCUUGUGAGAUUUGUACAUGUGAGGUAAAAGGGACGAGACCAUGGAGAUUGUUUAAUGGAGAGCUUUCUUGUGUUGAUGUGCUUGUCAACAUUACUAUUGUUGCUGUGAAAUGCUUGAUCAAAAGGAGCAACCAUGAUAAAUUAACUGAUAAUUGCCAAUAGUGUGAGCUGUAUCUUGUGUGUAAUCAGUUUGCUCACUUUACCUAGUUCGCUUUCUAUUUCACAUUCUCCAACAGUUCUGUUGUAUCCGUUCUGUGUAGCUUGAGCUUUAGUAUCUAGCCUUAAGAUCCUGCAGUCAGGAUAAAGGUCAACCCCAGUGUGUUAUCAUACAUCUGAACUAUUAACAUGUACCUUGCCUUGGUCUGGACAUUUGUAUACUCUUCUGUUUAUAUCUGUAAUCCUGCUGCUACAUUAAAAAUAAAUUAA